UUCGCCGGGCCGCCAUCAGGGCAGAAGAUGCAGGGCAAUGAUGCAGGGCCGCAUCGCGUUCAUGUAAUGCAACGCGUACGUACGUACGUGCAUAUACAUGUACACAGAGCUGUAUGGCAUGUACGUCCGUACGUACAUACAUGUACACGUCCGGCCGGCCCCGUACUAUCGUAUCGCGGCUCGAAUAGGAUCAGUAUAGUGCAGUACACAAAAAACCUUGUAACAUGGCUGCCAUUCGGGAUAUGUUUGAAUGUGUAUCGGUAGAAGCUAAGUGCCAGUUUGACUUUGAUUAGCCUGCUUAGUGACUUUUGUUUUGAAGUGAAAGCCUUGAAGUCACAAUCAUGAGUCCACCAUCACAUAAUUCCUCGGUACCAAAGAUCAUGGUGUUUCGUCCUAGCCUGGAGGAAAUGAAGGACUUCCCAGCCUACAUUGCAUACAUGGAGUCCAUGGGAGCACACAAAGCUGGCAUUGCUAAGAUUAUACCACCGAAGGAGUUUGUGGCAGCAUAUGACUAUGACAAACUUGAAACCCUCACUAUCCCAGCUCCAAUUCAGCAAGAAGUAAUGGGUCACCAAGGACUAUACACCCAGUACAACAUUCAGAAGAAGCCUCUGACAUCACUUGAGUUCAGGAAACUAGCAAACAGCAGCAGGUAUGCAACUCCACCACACUUUGAUUAUGACGAUCUAGAGAGGAAGUACUGGAAGAAUAUUACCUACAACCCUCCCAUCUAUGCUGCAGACAUCUCUGGCUCAUUGUACAGCAAGGGCUGUAAUAUAUGGAACAUCAACAAGCUCAACACACUUCUGGAUGUGAUUGAAGAGGAACAAGGUGUGAAAAUCGAAGGAGUUAACACUGCAUAUCUGUACUUUGGAAUGUGGAAGACCACAUUUGCCUGGCAUACAGAAGACAUGGAUCUGUACAGUAUUAACUACCUGCAUUUUGGAGCCCCUAAAUCCUGGUAUGGGAUUCCGCCAGAGCAUGCCAAGAGGUUAGAAAGACUUGCAUCUGGUUUUUUCCCACAGAGCUUUCAAAUUUGUCCCAAUUUUCUAAGACACAAGAUGACAUUGAUCUCACCACAGAUAUUGAAGAAGUACUCAAUCCCAUAUGACAAGAUAACACAAGAAACAGGAGAGUUCAUGGUUACUUUCCCUUAUGGUUACCAUGCUGGCUAUAACCAUGGCUAUAACUGUGCCGAGUCAACCAACUUUGCUUCACUUCGUUGGAUUGAUUUUGGAAAGAGGGCAAAAUGUUGUUCCUGUCAGAGGGACUCGGUAAAAAUCAACAUGGAACCAUUCAUCAGGAUCUUCCAACCACAUCGCUAUGAUGCAUGGAAGCAGGGUAAAGACAUGGUCUACAUCGAGGAUAUUGACAAACCUAGUAGUGGAAUGCAGUCCCAAAAUGUCAUGGAGUAUAACAGUCCUAGAAAAUCCAAUGAUGAUGGAAUGCCGCUCAAGACCAGACGUCAACCACUGCACAAAAAGGAUGGGAGACGUGUCAAGACAGGAACAACAAGUCAACGAAAACGUAACCAUAAAGAGUUGCAUAAGGAAGAUGAGGAAUCCAAUGUGCAGACAACAUUAAUCAUGCAACAACAGACUGCAUCGCUUACAACCCCAAUUGUAAGCAUUGAGAUAGAACCUUUGCAAGCAGCUACUACAGUCACUUACAGUGAUGUGCCAAGGGUCUUGAGCAGCUUGGAAACAACUGUACAAGAAGAUAUUGUCAAUGAGAGUGAGGAGCCUAAACCAAAAAUACCUCGCAAUGAGCUGCCAUCACCAAGUCCUGACCUUUCAGAAAGCAGUACUCUAAAAGCCAAGAAAAAGACCUCCAAUUCUGGAAAGGGGGAUUCAAAAUUGAAAAAAAAGCUUUCUCACAAAUACAAGGAAUCUAGAACUGAGCAUUUGGACUCGGAGAGAAUCAAUGCAAAGUCAAAAAAGAAACAUCCAAAAUGUACGAAAGAGAAAUCCAAGUCAAAAAAUAAAGAAAGUAAACUAAUGAGAGAAACGAAACCAGCUGCAGAGAUGUCCAUACAUGUAAGUGCAGGAGUUGGCAUACACAAUCAAACUGAAGACCAUCAGAAUGUUUUUACCUCUAAUGAUGGCCUUCUGAAAGCGAGUGGUAAAUAUUCCCAUCAGAAGACAAAAGUAAAACCACAGAAAACAGGGUUACUGUUGGAACAGGAGAAAGCAAGAAAGAAAAAGAAACUCAAAUCCCAGAAAACUGCAUUGCUGAAGCUGAAAGAUGGAGUAAAAAGGGAGCAUGCAUACAGCAGCAGCCCAAGCAACCAGCAAUCCAGAACAACCAGCCAGACGACCAGCAGUCCAGACCUUCAUAGAAACAAAUCCAACCACAAGAAAAUCAAGCUGAAUAAACUUGUAGAAAAAUCUACAAAGACCGAGACAAAUACUACAGAGGAACAACUGGGCUACUUAUCAACAGACAAAGCUGGAACAAAAGUUAAACAUGAAGGAUGUAUGCAAGAGUUGCUAUCCAAGUCAGCAGAUAAAAUGGCAGAUCAGAAUUGCAUGGAGUUAACAUCAAAGAGCAAAGCAGCUGCCAAGACUUCAGGACCAAAGGGAAAAGCAAAGCACGAUUUCACUUCACAAGAGUUUGCCACAAUGAAAGUUUGGGCUCGUUCUAUGAAUGGUCUGUGGGUGACCCAGCCACAUAGCUAUGACAUGGAGCUUGCAUAUAACUUGUCCAUGGCGGACCAGAGACCAGGCUGCUGUAUUUGUAUGCUGUUCUACAAUGAGAAGCUUGAUGGUAAGGACUGGGAUAGCAAUAAAACAGCAUGCAGUAGUCUGACAGGGCAAGGUGCUUCCAUUGACCGACAUACACUUGUUCUAACACCAGAGAUGUGUUUUGCUGCAACCAGUGAGAAUCGAUUCCCAGAUUGUAGAAACAUGGCACUGACCUCUGAAGGCCGAAGUGUACUGCUGCACUGUAACCAGUGCAAGAUCGCAGUUCAUGCAAGUUGUUAUGGUGAGUCUGGGAGCGAGUCUGACUCAUGGAAAUGCAGACGAUGUAAAGAGCAGGAUUAUCUGGCAGAAUGUUGCUUAUGUAAUCUUCGUGGAGGCGCUCUCAAGCAAACCACAAAUGGGCGUUGGGCACAUAUUGUGUGUGCUAUGGCUAUUCCUGAAGUGACAUUUGAAGAUGUACAAGCUAGAGAGCCCAUUAACAUAGACAAAAUAUCCCCUGCAAGAUUAAAACUGAAAUGUUUCUUCUGUCGGCCAUUCAUCAAGAUGGGUAGCAAGUUUGGCGGCUUAAUCCAAUGUUCAGUGGGUAGAUGUGCCUUGGCAUUCCAUGUAACGUGUGCUCAAGCAGCAGGAGUGGUAAUGGAACCUUGUGACUGGCCAUUUGCAGUGUAUGCUACUUGCCUCAGACACCCAUACUCAGACAAGAUGAGGGACAAUCCUCGUGAUUACCCACUGAAGGACAUCUGUGUUGGCCAGACAGUCAUAGCCAAACAUAAGAACAGUCGAUACUACAAGGCAGAGGUCAUUGCAGAUUACCAACAGGCCUUCUACCAUGUGAAGUUUGAUGAUGGCUCAUACAGCGACAAUCUUUAUCCUCAUGAUAUUGAGAGUCAUGACUGCAUGAGAAAUGGCCCUCCAAGUGAAGGUGAUGCAGUUACAGUGCGUUGGACAGAUGGUCUCGUCUAUAGAGGCACCUUUGUCAAAAGCUACAUGGUUCAGAUGUAUGAUGUAGAGUUUGAAGAUGGUUCUGUAUUGAGAGUCAAACGUGAAGACCUUUACUCACAAGAAGAACCCCUUCCAAAGAAAGUGACUACAAAACUGUCUACUGCUUCGGACAUGCGGCAUGAGAAUUUCUGGGAAAACAAGAUAGUGAAGGAACGUCAUCGUCAUGUGUACAGCCUGUAUGCUUCAAGUGGAUCUGAACCCGAGGACAAAACAUCCAUUAAUACAAGAGACAAGGCAGCAAACAGUAGAAGUACUCAUGGCAUGCCUAACAAGGCAAUGCAGGAGGUUAUCCUGGCACACCAUAGUGAACAUACUGAAGAGAUCCUAGACCAAUCACAGGCAGUGAUUGAUGGAGUAAGACCAGAUAGAACACAGGACAACCUUACCGAAGCACUCAUUCCAGACACAGCACAAGCACAGGCAGAUAUGUCCCAGAUUGAAGUCUUCCCUCAAGAGAUGAAAGGAGAUUGCAAUAUUGAAGCAUGAUGUGUAUGGACGGACAGUUGCAGUGGCAUCACAUGGUAUGUGUGUGCCCAAUUCACAAUCAGAUAUUCUCUUGCAAUUUUUAUUGAACAAUUGCUCAACCAGUAAAUGUAGUUCAAAGUGGUUUCAAAUACAUCAGUUUUCAGUGAAUUUGUUCAUUUUAGAAUGUUAUUUAGGUAUUAGUUAUUUAUUAUAAAAGUUGUUAAC
Molecule: messenger RNA, 4394 nt
Organism: Patiria miniata (bat star)
Lineage: Eukaryota; Metazoa; Echinodermata; Asteroidea; Valvatida; Asterinidae
Product: lysine-specific demethylase 4C-like
Exons: 18
Coding region: 342-4190 (1282 amino acids)
Biological process (GO): chromatin remodeling
Cellular component (GO): nucleus
Molecular function (GO): histone H3K9 demethylase activity; histone H3K36 demethylase activity
Source: RefSeq, a predicted model, not a curated record